Messenger RNA from Penaeus monodon (black tiger shrimp), 1630 nucleotides. RefSeq lists its product as uncharacterized. Lineage: Eukaryota; Metazoa; Arthropoda; Malacostraca; Decapoda; Penaeidae. Gene Ontology annotation, molecular function: protein dimerization activity. The record is from RefSeq and is a predicted model, not a curated record.
GAUAAAUGAUGCUUUCGUGACACUUCAGAAGGCGAUCCCCGACCUCCCCGGGGCGGAUGCUGAGAAGCUCACUAAGAUCACCAUCCUCAGACUAGCCGUUAAUUACAUCGACGCCCUGGCGGGUGUCUUAGACGACGAUUACAACCCCACCGACAUCGACGGCGUGAGGGAGCUCUGGUGCCUGGAGAACGCCCACAUGGCCCGCCCCGAGCACUGCGUCCGGCCCGUGAUGAAGAGCCCGGGAGCCAAGACGUCGGUCGCUUCGUCAGGAAAAAAUAGCAAAACGAUUAGCAACAGUAAAAAUAACAGCAAAGUAUCAAAACCAAAAAGCCAACAGUCGCACGCGAGAGCGGAUGGAAGUAAGAGCAAGCACACGAUAGCGACUAAAUCGACGACUAAAAGACCGAGCAAACCGAAGAACAAGCCGAGAGAGUGCAAGACAGCAAGUAUUGCCACAAGCAACGGUGCAUAUAUUACUCUAAAGAACGUGGCGUUGCAGACUCCGCCCCACAGAGUAGGCAGAACGAUCAACAACGAGCCUCUCAUGAUGUCAAUGACAGUGAAGAGGCCGAGAGUCGACUCCAUCACUACUAGACCCCACAAACUGCCGCGUCUGGAGCCCGUCGUCCCCCUGAUGACGCUCAACCAGCCGCUUCUGGCAUUCACUCCUUACGGCGCGGACCUCUCGCACGUCCCCGCCGCCAUCCCUGGCAACGACACGCCGGAGCCGCUCGCCGGAGCCACGCCGACCACGCUCCACCACGUCACCUACACCGACCCGGCCACGAUCUUCCACACGGGCGAGUCCGUGUCGGUGAACGUCGCCUUCCAGGACCUGGAUAGCCCUGUGGUGAGGAAUGACGUCCUCCUCGAGUUCCCGAGGAGCGGGAGACACCUCAGCGAGUCCUCGAGUCGAGACUCCGCGUUCUCGAGUGACGGCUCAUCCCCCCCGAGUCCUCUGGAUAGCGUCGCGUUCCCUGCGCCAGUGCCAGUGCCGGUGCCGAUCGGGGACUCGUCGCCUUCGUUCUCCAUCGCGUCGUCGAGCGGCCUCUCCGGCUGCGGCUCGAGCUCGGACUGCGAGAGCGUCCUGGCGGCGCCCGUCGAGCUCGGCAGCCUCCUGGGAGACGAGCCCUUCGAGGAGGAGCUGGACCACCUGACGUCCACCUUUGCCGAGGGCGAUGACACCCUCAACCUGUUCCUCGCUCACUCGUCCUCGAAUUUCAUCUGCACGGACAUCGACGACUGCUAGGGCCGAAGGACCUUUUCUUUUCACCCAAGACAAAUAUGAUGAUUGGUAAUGCAAGGUCAUUGAUGUUCUCUUCCUCUCAGUGAUGAUUAGCGUUCGUACGAGAAAGAUUGCAAGCAUUGCAGGGACGAGACAUGACUGCGUUGGAAUCCUGUGAGCUCUGUUGCCAUUGUAUUUUAUAAGGAAAUGUGUACAGUUUUUAGAUAUUUUUUACGAUGUAUUGAAAUAUAUUAUUACGUUGAUUUUUUUAUACAAAAGAGAUUUGUAUCUGAGAUUGUAAGACAGUUUAUGGAAUAUACGUAAUUUAAGAAUACAAAUAUACAUAUCAUCCUUCUGUGUUCAUACUUUGUAAAUAAGAUGUUUUCCAUUCUGCUUUAUGUAAAU